Trichoderma asperellum CBS 433.97 is the source of this 649-nucleotide messenger RNA. The record is from RefSeq and is a predicted model, not a curated record. NCBI's taxonomy places the organism in Eukaryota, Fungi, Ascomycota, Sordariomycetes, Hypocreales, Hypocreaceae.
AGCAAACAAAAGAGAAGGGCAAAGGAUCGUCACCCUUGCUCGUCUCGGAGAAAUUAGGGCUUCGUUUGAUGCAAAAGGGAGAGGAUUUGGGAAAAGAAAAAUAUGAGUUAUGACGCUGGUGUGGUGGUGGUGGUGGUGGUGGUGGUGGUGGUGGUGAAGGUAGCCCGUCCUUGGGUGACAGACAGCAAAAGGGAUACUAGAUACUUGGCGCCGGAUGCGGCUGUCACUGACACGCGCCGGCUCGUGCUCGAGAUACACGGAAGCAAAUCGACAAGUUCUCGUAUAAACGGCCGGUCAGCGGAUAAACGCAGAGAAGAAGCGGAGCUGCCCUGCCCUGGCCCACGCAUUGUCGUUGGUGUAACCCGGAAGCUCGCCGUUUGCUGUGUCGUCCAUAGGGCCAGCACAUUUUCUUGUAGCAUUGCAUGCUGAAUGCUACCGAGUACAGAGUACAGAGUACAGAGUACAGACUACUACUGCUGCUGCUGCUACGACUGUUGUUGCUACUAGUCACCGCUGCGAUGGGCAAAGCCCAAUGGAAAGAUUAAGGCUUCCCUUGAAUGGACCCCGAUGUUCCAUCUGACCCCAUCUGACCCGAAAUGACAGGAAUUCGGGAACGGGGCGGGUGAUUGCAACAAUGUCUCAACCCUUU